AUGGAGCCUAUUCCUAACGGAAAGCCCGCCGAUGGAUCGAGUCUAGAGACGGCCGUGCCGAUGCCCACGCCCAGUCCCAUGCCCGCCGGUCCCAUGCCCGGUCUCAACCCCAGUGACCAACCCCCGGCGUACAACCCGGAGUGGACUGCCCCACCAAACGUGCAGUAUGCCCCGGUGGGUGGUGUGCCAGCCGCAGGCAACCAAGCCGCUUAUCCACCACCGGCACAAGGAGGGGGCUACCCACCGCCAGGACAAGGCGCCGCUUACCCGCCGACUCAGGGGUCUUACCCACCACCGCAAGGCUCUGCUUACCCACCGACGCAAUACCAGUACCCUGCAGGUUACAACCAACUUGGUGGCCAGACGACUGUUACCGGCACAACAACAACUUCACACAUUGUCAUCACAGCCCGUACCUGCGCCAAGUGCCAAUCCGGAGUCAUGCAAGAGCAGUUUACUGCGUGCGGGAUCUUAUGCGCCAUCUUCUUCUUCCCGUUUGGAGUGUUCUGCUGCCUGGCCAUGAGGGAAUACAGGUGUUCGCAUUGCCUUGCAACAUUGUAAACAAUUUUAAACAAGUUUAGUGGGUUCGACUCUC
Asterias rubens (European starfish) is the source of this 595-nucleotide messenger RNA. RefSeq names its product calcium-binding protein P-like. The record is from RefSeq and is a predicted model, not a curated record. The transcript is spliced from 2 exons. NCBI's taxonomy places the organism in Eukaryota, Metazoa, Echinodermata, Asteroidea, Forcipulatida, Asteriidae. Bases 1 to 561 code for a protein of 186 amino acids.